CUCUCUUUCUCUCACCUCAAAGCAAGACACCCCGUUUUCAGCCCUCUUUAUCUCUCUCAAGAUCUAAGCUUUAAGCUUGCCUUUCUUCUUCAAUAAGCAUCCCUUCAUAGUCUUACUUUCUUCAACCACUUCACGAAGACGACAACGGAUUUCAUAAGCUUUCAGACCUUCAAAAAGCUUCCAGUAUCGUAUUACUUGUUGAGAUUCUCGCCCUACUGAAUCCACCGUUAAUUUAGCGGAACAACUUAUAAGGGAAAGGAAAAUCACACCCCCAUUCCUGAUCUACUCUCUCUGUUUGUUUCUACGCCUACCCUUCACAAGCUUUUCAGAAAUCCCCACCAUAUUCGGACUUUUUCCCACUUUCCCCUUUUCAUCCUCGAUUCCCGCUGCUACACUUUCCACUGGCUCACUGUCCUUAUCCGGAAGAAGAACAUAACCCUUAUUUUCACAUCCGAUUUUGGCGUUACAAGUUUACAAUCAAUCAAUUUUGUGAACUUAGGUUAUUUGAGCAACAUUCACACUUUCAUUCCCGUUUAAUCAGUGGAUUGAAGUCAACCCAUAAUCUAUUUUACUAAGAUGCAGUCUGAUCAGCGAAAAAAGUCAUCUGUAGAAGUAGACUUCUUCACGGAAUAUGGUGAAGGGAGCAGGUAUAAAAUAGAGGAAGUAAUUGGGAAAGGAAGCUAUGGUGUUGUAUGUUCUGCAUUUGAUACAUAUCUUGGUGAAAAAGUUGCUAUUAAGAAGAUUAAUGAUAUUUUUGAACAUGUAUCUGAUGCCACACGCAUUCUUAGAGAAGUUAAGCUACUCAGACUUCUUAGACAUCCAGAUAUCGUCGAAAUCAAACACAUUCUAUUGCCUCCUUCAAGAAGGGAGUUUAAAGAUAUUUAUGUUGUCUUUGAACUAAUGGAAUCUGAUCUUCAUCAAGUUAUUAAAGCAAAUGAUGAUUUGACACCAGAACAUUACCAAUUCUUUCUUUAUCAGCUUCUUCGAGGUUUGAAGUAUAUACACACAGCAAAUGUAUUUCAUCGUGAUCUUAAACCGAAAAACAUCCUGGCCAAUGCUGAUUGUAAACUGAAGAUAUGUGACUUUGGUCUUGCAAGAGUGGCCUUUAAUGAUACUCCUACUGCUAUAUUCUGGACAGACUAUGUUGCCACAAGAUGGUACCGGGCGCCUGAAUUGUGUGGAUCUUUUUUCUCCAAGUACACUCCUGCGAUAGAUAUAUGGAGCAUUGGUUGCAUAUUUGCGGAACUGUUAACUGGAAAGCCUCUUUUCCCUGGAAAAAAUGUAGUUCAUCAACUGGAUCUGAUGACGGAUAUGUUGGGAACACCCUCUCCUGAAACAAUAGCCAGGAUUAGGAAUGAAAAGGCUCGGAGAUACUUAAGCACCAUGAGAAGGAAGAAAGCUAUUCCUUUCACACAUAAGUUUCCAAAUGCUGAUCCUCAUGCUCUUAGAUUGUUAGAAAAGAUGCUUGCAUUUGAUCCUAAGGAUCGACCUUCUGCUGAAGAGGCCCUUGCCGAUCCAUAUUUCAAAAACCUAGCCAGGGUUGAGCGGGAACCCUCUGCUCCUCCAGUUACAAAAAUGGAAUUUGAAUUUGAGAGAAGAAGGGUAACAAAAGAAGAUGUUCGUGAGCUGAUAUAUCGGGAGACUCUUGAAUACCACCCGAAGAUGUUGAAAGAAUAUUUGGACGGAGCUGAACCAACCGGAUUUAUGUACCCAAGUGCUGUUGACCAUUUCAAGAAACAAUUUGCUUAUCUUGAAGAGCACUAUGGAAAUGGAGGAACCGGUACUCCACCUGAGCGACAGCAUGCAUCAUUGCCCAGGCCCAGUGUAUUGCAUUCAGACAGAGUCGUUGUGCAGAGUUCAGCAGAAGUUGCAAAUGAGCUCUCGAAAUGUUCUAUAAAGGAAGUUGAUAAAGCACAUACGGAUAGAACCACCACCAACGGGGUGAUCCCCAUGACGAGAAUGCCCCUUCCCCCAAAUAUCCAAGCCGGUUCUGCUGCUGCUGCGAGACCUGGAAAAGUAGUUGGAUCCAUAUUGCAUUAUAACAACUGUGGAGCGGCUGCAGUAGCUGGUGAGGCACUUGAACAAAGGAGGAUAAGUAGAAACCCAGCUGUUCCACCUCAAUAUGGUGGCGCCAUUUCUUCAUCUUCUUCUACUUCUUCCACUUCGUACCCUAGAAGAAGUGCACCAUGUAAAAACAAGAGGGUUGAAGAUGGUGUUGUUGAAGGGUCUGAUGGUCUGCAACCUAAACCAUCUUUUGUCGCCAGAAAAAUGGCUGCCGCCCCUGGUGGUGGUUCUGGAACCCACUGGUAUUGACUUGUGAUUGACUCCUUCGAUGAUACGUACAGUAUUAGUUUAAAGAUCGUGAAAAUUGAUAGAUUUGACCACGGUUUUCCAAUUGGAAAUUUGGUUAAGAUGUCGAGAUGAAGAAAAGUUCUACACGCGUUUAUGGGGGUAUAUUUUGUUUAAUGUUCCUGAAUAUAAAGGCGGACGUGUUUCAUGACCUUACUCUAUAAUGAUUAUUAUGUUUCCCGCCAAAUGAUUAUAGUAAUGUUCUUUUGGAAGCCAAACAUUGUAAGUUCAUCGAUCGACAUCUAAUUUGAAGGGAGGAAAGAAAGAACUAUUAUUCUGGGAUUCUAAUGAAUGGUAGCUGAAGAAUGUCUUAAAUUAUUGUUUUUUAUUUCUACGUUAAGAGUUAUUAUUUGUUGCAAAGUAUUGUGUUGAACUUUUAAAAAGAUUAUGUGUAAGUUGAACAUAAAAAGUUAUCAAAAAUUUAGAUGUUAUUUGUAACUUAAGUCAUAAUUGCAGAGCCUAUUUGUUAUUUCUU
Impatiens glandulifera is the source of this 2824-nucleotide messenger RNA. Its product is annotated as mitogen-activated protein kinase 15. Lineage: Eukaryota; Viridiplantae; Streptophyta; Magnoliopsida; Ericales; Balsaminaceae. Gene Ontology annotation, biological process: protein phosphorylation; intracellular signal transduction. The record is from RefSeq and is a predicted model, not a curated record. Gene Ontology annotation, cellular component: cytoplasm; nucleus. Bases 577 to 2313 code for a protein of 578 amino acids. Gene Ontology annotation, molecular function: MAP kinase activity; ATP binding. The transcript has 10 exons.